AGUUUAGCAAAGAGUCGCUCGAGGCGCUCGAGACGCAGUAUGAUGGCGCCGAGCUGCGCCAGCUCUCCCGGCGUAUUGCUGAGGAACACGCGCAGAUCGACAAGAUCACGACGGGGUACCACGACGUGCACUUGACCAACGUCCUGAGCAAGCCCGUCGACACGAUCUUGUUGCAUUGGGCGCGCAUGAAGCUCGAGGAGAGCAAGAUUGUGCUGCGACCGCAAGACCGAAUGCUGAAAAACUUUACCGACGACUUGGCCGACGGCAGUAAAUUCUCGACGCUCUUGCACCACUUGUUUCCGCUCGACUACGACACCCACAUGGUGCACGAAAUCGAUGUCGAGCAGCGAUUGGCCAACAUUGAGCGCUUCAACAAAUCGCUGCGCGUCGAGUCCUCGAGCGACGUCAAAGUCCCGGGUAUCGUCACCGCCGACUCGAUCGCGGCCCAGCGCGGUCUUGAAAACGCCGUCUUUAUCAGCGUGCUCUUCACCCUCUCGCCCGGGCACUUUUCCAAGGUCAACACGGAAAAGUGCCGCAAGGUGUUUCUCCAAAUCGUCUCGGCGUGGAAAAAGGUGCGGAGCUUGAUGCUCGAGGUGAAGCGCAUGCCCGACGAUCCGCUCGGCGCCGAAAACAUGAUGGUCGUGACGCUCGGCAAGGAAAUGCGCCGCGUCGAGGAGCUGCACACGCUGCUCCAGAAGGAAAUGACGUCGCUCGUGUGCGCAAGCAACGAGAGUGCCGGUGUCCUCUCCAAGCUCCUGCACAAGAUCUUGUGCUUUACGUGGCGGAUGUUGUCGCAGCGCGACCGCGGCGUCGACGGCGACAUCAUCGACGAGCGCCGCGCCGACACGAUUCGCAAAUUCACCAGCGUGAGCGCGGAUGCGAUCCGCCGGCUCAUUUCGGACGAACCGUCGGCGCGCCAUCGCAGCAUCUCGGACACGGAGGUCAUGACGCGCGUCUUUGGCAUCCAAAAAGUGCUCAAGCAGCACUUUAACGACCUCCACGCGAUCUUCCGCCACUACAGCUGCAGCACCUUGCGCGGCCACUCGGCGACCAUGAGUCUCCAAGAGUACAUCAAAUUCAUCAAGGACUGCAACAUUGUCGACAAGAAGGUGCACUUGCCCAUCGUUGACGCCAUCUACCACCACUGCGUCGAGGCCCAGGAUGACGGCACGGCGCAGCGCGAAAUGUCACCGAUGGACUUUGUGCAUGCGCUGAUUUUGGUUGCGGACAAGAAGUUUCCGAGCAUGGUCUUUGAAGAGCGGAUCCAGGAGCUGCUGGACAAGUGCGUCUUGCCCAACGCGAGUCGGUCGCAACCCGAAGCGUUCCGCUUGCUCUUGCACUCACCCGACGUGCGGGCCGUCUUUUUGAAAUACAAGAGUGCGCUCCAGCACAUCUUCAAGUACUACUCCAACAUGAAGACGGACGACGAGAUGACGGCCGCGAGCAAGUCGAGCACGACCCUCGACGUCAACGAAUUCCUCAAUCUGGCCAAAGACUGCAAGCUCAUGGGCUUCUUUGUCACGGACGCGAUCGUCAAGCAGGUGUUCAUCCUUGUGCAGCGGCAGUACGACGACACGGAGACGCAAGUGAGCACGACGACGACCGACGACGAGCUCCAGAUCGACUUUGCCGAGUUUGAAGAGGCGCUGGCCGUGCUCACGGAGCACGUCAUUUGCAACCCGUACAUCCCGCUGCACAAGCGCCUCGAGCAGUUUGUGACGGAAAUGGUCUUGCCCCGCGCCCGCCAAAAGAAAACCAAGGGCGACCUCCGCUAG
This is a messenger RNA of Saprolegnia parasitica CBS 223.65, 1775 nucleotides long. RefSeq lists its product as hypothetical. The coding region runs from base 186 to 1775 and encodes 529 amino acids. Gene Ontology annotation, biological process: microtubule polymerization. The record is from RefSeq and is a predicted model, not a curated record. Lineage: Eukaryota; Oomycota; Saprolegniomycetes; Saprolegniales; Saprolegniaceae. The transcript is spliced from 13 exons. Gene Ontology annotation, molecular function: tubulin binding.